Molecule: messenger RNA, 2508 nt
Organism: Nicotiana tabacum (common tobacco)
Lineage: Eukaryota; Viridiplantae; Streptophyta; Magnoliopsida; Solanales; Solanaceae
Source: RefSeq, a predicted model, not a curated record
AUGGUGCAAUAUGGUGAUGCUAAGAAAGUUACUAAUAGUGAUGAUGGGGUAUUGAGAUUACGGGGUCGAAUCUGUGUUUCAAAUGUGGAUGGGUUGCAUGAGUUGAUUCUUGAGGAGGCCUAUGGUUCGCAGUAUUCCAUCAUCCGUGAAGGGGUCCGGGGGGCCUCGGGAGUGUUUCAUAUUAAGGUCAGACAAGUUGGGGACUUAGUGUUAUUGUUGAAGCAUUUGGCAUAUGGUUCUUUCGCAUCUGUGGUGGGAUUGGUCGCAGAUGCAGCUGUUGUUGCCCGGGUACGAGUGCGCAGGUGCGGGAGUAUUCCUGUAGAAGCGGAUGGUCGAGCAUUUGGCUGGGUUCGCAUAUACGGCCACUUUUCUGCAGAAGUGGUUAAGAGAUCGCAGAUAAACAUGGCAGAGUAUGACGAAGAAGAAAAUCUGUUUGCGGAUAUAGAUGAGUACAUCGAGGACACAAAUGCCAUUGUCCCUCUGCGAGUUGACGCUGCUACCUUCAAGGUGGAACAUGGUCUGAUCCUAAUGCUUAAAGCAGAGGGAUUUUUUAGGAAUUCUACCGAUGAUGAUCCAACACAACAUCAUAGAAACUUCUUGGGUGUGUGUGCGAUGCACAAACAGAACAACGUGUCAGAUGAUGCCCUAAGACUGAUGGUAUUCAAGUACUCACUAGUUGGAGAGGCAAGAAAAUGGAUCCAAAAUCUUCCACCUCACUCCAUUCACUCUUGGCCUGAACUAGUUCAUGCUUUCUUAGCCAAAUGGUUCCCACAAAGAAGGAAAUCCGAGCUCAAGGAUAAAAUUUUCUUUUUCAAGCAACUACCGGGAGAACACCUACAUGAGGCAUGGGAUUGGUUCAAGCAAUACCUAGUAAGGUUGCCUAAUCAUGGUUUUCCGGACAAAAUCAUGUCAGAAAAGUUUUACAUGGGUUUGGAUCCGUUGAACCAAUCCAUAGCAAAGAAUGUUGCGGAUGGGUCUUUUAUGGAUAAAACAUUCACAAGGAUCACACAAAUUCUCGGCAAGAUGGCAGAAUACAAUCAAGCUUGGCACUCAGAAAAUACCAUGGGUGGAAUUGCAUACGGUACUCCCUCUUUGACCAACAUGAUUAAGGAGAAUCAAGAGAGAGAUCAAGUAAUUAUCGGUCUUGCCACAAACAUUAAUGUGUUAACCAAGAUGUUCACUGAAAACCAAACUAAAAAGGUAAACAAUGUGGAAGAUGUGCAACCCUGGUCAACCGAAGAUUACGAGGAGGCGAAUUAUGUCCAUAAUUCUCAAGGUGGUUAUCUCCAACAAAAUCAAUGGAGGCCUAACCCACAAGGGCAAGGCCAUCAACAGUGGCGCAAUGAUCAAGGUGGAUCAAGUCAAGGUAAUUGGAGCAAUGCCAACAACAACUAUGCAAACCGGAGUUCAAACCCCUAUGUUCCACCAAAGGGGCAAUACUCUAACUCCUCGCACUAUAAGGAAGGCUCUUCAAGUGAGUCCAACGGGAAGGUACUUCAAGGAGAAAACGAGCAAAUUAUUGGAGUAGAUGAUCUUGAGCAAGAGGUUGAAGCACAAGUUGAAGUGCAGGUUGUUGUUGAAGUUGAAAAGCUCCCAAAAAGUGUAAAAGUCCAAGAAGAAAAUCAUGAAAAGGUAAAGAGGAAAGAGGCACCAACAUCUCUAGCACAAAUUCCUAGACCUUCCCCUCCGUUCCCUCAAAGACUUGCUAGGAGGGUUGAUGAUAGCAAAUUCGAGAAAUUUUAUGACAUUCUCAAGCAAUUGUCGGUGAACAUACCAUUUGUGGAAGCCUUUCAAGAGAUGUCGGGUUUUGCUAAAUACUUAAAGGACUUGAUAACCAAGAAAAGAACCACCAAGAAUGAUGUUACUCACCGGGUUAGCCCCAUUAUUGCAACAACCAUCGUUGAAAAGAAAGAACACCCGGGAGCAUUCACCAUUCCGUGCACUAUUGGCCUGCGAGAUUUUGCAAGGGCUCUUUCAAGCGGGGUUAAGCAUGUCGAGACCUACAAGCAUGAGAUUGCAAAUGGACGAUCAUUCAAUCAAAAGACCAGUGGGAUUAUUGAUGAUGUCUUAGUGAAAGUGGAAAAGUUCCUCUUUUCGGACGAUUUUGUGAUCCUUGACUGUGCCGUUGACAAAGAAAUCCCUAUCUUCUUGGGGAGGCCAUUCUUUGCUACCGGAACAGCACUUAUGGAUUCAGAACGAAACAAAAUCAAGUUCCGAGUUAAUGAUGAAGAAGUCACCUUCCAAGAAAGAAGGGGUAUGAAGUUGCCAUAUGCAUAUGAAGGCAUCUCAGUCAUUGAUGUUGUUGAUGAGGUAGAGGACUCAAGUGAAAUGAAAAUGGAAGAAGAAUGCCUAGGUGAGGCUUUGGCGGAGAUAUUGGUAAAUGGUGAAAACAUGGAGGGGUACAUGGAAUCAAUGAAUGCAUUAGAAGGACGUGAGUCUUACACUUACGCACCAAAGAAGCUUUCUCUUGACUUAGAGAAUAGAGCCAUUCCCCCAGCAAAGCCUUGA